UUGUGUCUCUCCUCUUCCCUUCAGUUUAGCAUACAAUACCAGUUCUAUUCCGCGAAAACACACAGCCCACCCUUUCCUUCUGUAACCCACCUUCAGCCCCAGCAUCAGGCGACGAAAGAGAGCGAGCCGACGUCGACUGUAACACCGAGUCCACCACUUUAUUUUCUACUUAAUCGCCCGUCUUCUCGUCCUUCCAAACCCCCCAGCCAAAGCAGCUCCCCUCCCCCACCAUGGCCACCGCACAGGCAUCUUCCAACCGCGCAUCGCUGCUCUCCGGUCUCCGCACCGGUGGCGUGCGCUCUGCGACGAACCCAAUGGCGGUUCCGCAUACCGCUGCCCCGACCGGCUCGUUCAACAUCCCCCGCUUCGCAUCCGCCACUCAUGGCCCCGGUCUCCCCCACUUCCCCGAGGAGGACGACGAGCUCGCGGAUCUCGCCCAGCAGAGCCUGAACAUGCACCAGGCCGGCCAUGGCCGAUAUCCUGGUCACCAGGUCCCCAUGACGGCCGCCGUCGACGGUAGCUUCCACCAGCAGCAGGGGGUCCCCGCUGGGAACCCGUUCUCGCCCGCGGCGUUCGGGAACAACAGCAACAUGCAGGCACAGAUGCAGAUGCAGAUGAUGCAGAUGGAGAUUAUGCGCCUGCAGGCGCUUCAGGCACAGCAAUACCAGGCCAAGCUUCUCGCGCAGGCCCAGCGUCAGCAGCAGCAGCAGAACCAAGGUGCCCGUCGUGCCACUGCACCAUUCAACCCGCCGGCCACCGCUGGUCCCAUGACCACGUCCUUUGAUAUGCGUUCCGCGGCGAUGAACUCUCAGAUGCACCGUGCGAACCACGCCGACGCGCUCCGGGCCCAACUCGGCGUCGGCGUCCCCAGCGACGACCAGGUGCCCAUGACCGCCGCCCUUGGAGGACGCUUCGGGAGCCGCGCACCCACCGGCCGUACGAGCCCGGAGGACAACGGCCCAAGCCGCGUCAUCAGCGGCGGCACCUCCCUCGGUGGCAGCGCUGUCGCUCCGUCCAAGUCGGAUGCCGCGGUGUCCUGGCGUCGCAACAACAACUCGGUGCUCAGCGCCAACCGCAGCGCGUCCCCGAGUGUCAAGAUCACACCGCCCCCCGGCGAGCGCGUGUCGCCGCCCCCAGGCCUGAAGGAGAGCGUUCCUAAGGGGCGCCCGCAGCCUCUGACGUUCAAUGCCGCCGCCGCGCGCCCCGUCGCGGUCGUCGAUGACGGCGCGGAGGACACUUCUUCCGCAGGCUCUUCGCCGCGCUCGGCCACGUCGUCGCCCAUCACGCCCAACUCUGCCUCGCCGCCCCUCUCGCCGCGCGAAGAGGCGGCCAAGAAGCUGUACGAGGGCCUCGGGAUCGGUAGACCCGUCCCGCAGGGAGCCAUCGCCGUGCAGCAGCCGCAGCCCGUAGUGCAGAGGGUGGCGAGCAUGCCCGUCCGCCAGCCGCUCGGCCCUCCGUCGGGUGAGCUCGGCGCUCAGAACUUUGCGACGCGCGUGCGCAAGCAGGCGGUCAGCGGCCUCGGCGCGCUGCUCGCAGCGCGGGAACGCAGGGAGGCCGAGGCGUUCUGAGUCUGCGGCGAGGAGCCCAUUCAAACCCAUUGAGUCCCCCCAAUGCGAGGUCUGUCAACGUGUAGGAAUGACGCUCGCGAUGUCCUUCCCUUUUCCCCACCUUAUGAUUCCAUAUUUAUUCACUCGCGGUGGACGCUACCGACGGACAGUGGUUCCUCCCUGUACUUCGUGGUAGUCUGUCGCCCGUUCUUACAACUUGUGUCUAUAACCAUGUUAAACACUCCUU
Molecule: messenger RNA, 1794 nt
Organism: Punctularia strigosozonata HHB-11173 SS5
Lineage: Eukaryota; Fungi; Basidiomycota; Agaricomycetes; Corticiales; Punctulariaceae
Exons: 3
Coding region: 231-1568 (445 amino acids)
Source: RefSeq, a predicted model, not a curated record